UUUUGAACGUUUUUCGAAUUUGUAAAAUUACUCUACAUCGAUCAAAUGUAAUUUUACACGUGUAGAUUUUAGCCAGAUGGCGCCACAAAAUCGAAUACAGUGAAGGCGUUAGCCCGUCAUAUGAAAGUCACCUGGCAACCCUAACUGAGCAAGCUGUUUGUAAGAGAUCGGAGACGGUGACUCAACGUUCCCUUUUAUAGAUUUUGCUACAAAGAACUCCCAUUCUUUUAGAAAUUAAAGGAAUUUUUAAAGAAUAAUUAAUAAGGAGCUAAGCUGCGCGGACGGCAAACAGUCACACUGCGCGAACGACUUCGAUAAACGAUAGCCGCAAUCGCAAUCGAAAACUGUCGGAUAAUAGGCAACAAAAACAAUUCGGUGAACAGCUGCGUUUUCUCCUCUGCCAAAUUGUUUUCCGUCGGAAAAAUCAAGGGGGCUUUGAAAAUUGUGGACUUGUUCGCCGGGCGUCUCUAGAUCGUGACUAGAUCGGAAGCCAAGUGUUUUCCCUUGAGUGGGGUGACGAUCAAGGGCGAAAUGCGGCCGAUUUAAAGUGAAAUUAGCCGAUUGCCGCACGACGACGUCACCGCCAGUCACAAGUACAAUUAAGAGGAGCACACACACACACACAGGCACAGACGACAAUCACAUACCCACACACAGGCACGCAAACGCCCAGGUGCGCACAGACCUCAUUGAGAUUGUUGUAAAUUAUGAAAGCGAUUUAUCAACUGGAACUGGAAAUCGGAAAGGCAGCAACAAGCUAGGAAGGAAGAGGAAGGAAAAACCACGGCAACAACAAAAGCACUGAGCACCCUCUUGAUCGGCGGAUACACAAAGAGAGAGAGCGGCGGAGAGAGAGAGUGCAAAAAACUAUUUAUUUUCGCUGGAUAUCGCUUCUCUCUAUCGGCGAGUGACCUUUGGCGGCAGCGCAGUGUUUUCCCUCUAGCAUUUCUGUGGAGCAGAAAUCGCCGAAAGAUGGACACCGUUGUUGAGCUAGAGCUGGAGCCCGUUGGCAAGCAACAGGACCUGCCAAAGGACAUACCCGAGGAGCCCCUCCAGUCCCAGGCGGAGAAGCCCUUGCAGUUGGAGAGAAAGAGCCUGCUGACGCCGGCGAAAACAGUGGUUGAUGCGCCCACCACAACCUUUACGCUAAGAACCCCGUCGGGAAAUUCCAUUCAGGAUCUGGAGAACACGCCCCUUACUCCCAAGACGCCCCCGGUACAGCCCGGUACAUCCAGACAGCUUUUCACAGAGGCCGCUCAGGCGCAUGGCGGUCGCGAGAGCACGGCGCUGCUCCAGCAAGAGCUCAACCACAUAGCCGCCAGCCAGACGCCCGCCUCGCGGCUGAGAAGUGCCAGCUCCACCCUGGACGCGAGUGUGUCUCGGAAUCCCUCCACCACGGGUGGCAAGCACGAGAAGAAGCUCGGUCAUCGGCGCGUGGCAGAGGGUGGCGAGGUGACCUACAAGAAGAUCCAGUCCAAGCAGAUCAUGGGAUCCAUUCAGCUGGGCAUUCAGCACACGGUCGGAAGCCUGGCCAGCAAGCCAAAGAGGGACCUGUUGAUGAACGACUUCUGGGAGAUGGAAACUAUAGCGUUUCCCCCAGACGGUUCAUCGAUCACGCCAGCCCACCACUACAACGACUUUCGUUUCAAGGUCUACGCCCCCAUUGCUUUCCGGUACUUCCGCGAUCUGUUUGGAAUCGCGCCCGACGACUUCCUCAUGUCCAUGUGCGCCUCUCCGCUGAGGGAGUUGUCGAAUCCGGGAGCUUCCGGAUCCAUAUUCUACCUGACCGAUGACGACGAGUUCAUCAUCAAAACUGUGCAGAAAAAGGAGUGUCAGUUCCUGCAGAAACUUCUGCCAGGCUACUACAUGAAUCUGUCGCAGAACCCACGUACCUUGUUGCCAAAAUUCUUUGGCCUUUAUUGUUUUCAUUACAACUCGAAGAACGUGCGCCUGGUGGCGAUGAACAAUCUGCUGCCCUCCGACAUCAAGAUGCACGCCAAAUACGACCUGAAGGGGUCCACGUUCGGUCGCCGGGCAUCGAAGGCCGAACGGCAGAAGGCGAGUCCCACGUAUAAGGACCUUGAUUUCGCGGAGCAUUACAAGGAUGGUAUCUUUCUAGAGCCGGACAAGUACGAUGCGCUGAUGCGCACCAUCCAGCGGGACUGCAUGGUGCUGGAGAGCUUCCAGAUAAUGGACUACUCGCUGCUGUUGGGCAUCCACAACCUCGACUUGGCGGCCAAGGAGAAGCGCGAGGAGCGCAUUUUGAGCGCGCGGGCCAAGUUCCAGCGCAAGGAGAGCGCUGCGCAGGGUCCUUCCUCACUGAACCAUGACGACGACGCCCCCGAGGCAGACCAGAAUCAGCUGCAUGCGGUGGCCUCGUAUGCCUCCAUUCCAGGAACUUCGGGAGCAGCUGGUGGCACCGGCCUGAGCCGCUCGCGCAGCAUCAACCGUCAGCGAUUGGUGGCCCAUUCGACGGCCCUGGAGUCUAUCACGGCCGAUAUGGAUGUUCCGCUCGAGGAGGACGAGGAUGUGCCGGCCGGCGGCAUCCGGGCCCGCUGUUUGAACAACCAGCGAUUGAUUCUGUACAUCGGUAUCAUUGAUAUUUUGCAGUCGUACCGCCUGGAGAAGAAACUGGAGCACACAUUCAAGAGCAUCCUGUACAAGGGGGACACCGUCUCCGUGUGUCGGCCCUCGUUCUAUGCGAAGCGCUUCCAGGAAUCCAUGGCGAAUGUGUUCAAGAAGGCGCCCACAUUUAGUCUGAAACAUUCCCCUUCGAAGCGAAAGACCUCGACCACUCUGCUGCGCUCCCCAGCCCCGAUCUUUACACCGCAGAGCACGCCGAUGGGCUUGCGGCAGCCGGUUCUGGCCAUGCCCUCCGGAAUGUCAACACCGCCGCCUCCCUUCGAGGACAUCUCCGAGGAGGACAUAACCGCGACACUAACCAACACGUUGCCGGGCAAUAGCCCAACGAACCACCAACCCGAGAGUCCGACAGUCCGGGCAGGUGUGAGCCAUGGCACGGGUGGCAGUGGGGAGCCCAGCAGCAACUACCACUCCCAGAAUUCGUACGACAGCUCCGGGCAGACCGGAAGUGGUCGAACGAGCGACUACAGUGACGACGACGACUCCACAGACACUGGCGUGAGUGGAUCGCGGUCGCCGCUGCAUCGCGGCCGUCGCCUAACCAAGACCAGUGUCCAGGUCACGUCGGUGGGCUAUGUGGAGGACGUGGAGGAGCCGCCAGCGGGGCAAGUGGGGGCGGAGAAGACGCACGCCGAUGUCAACGGCAUGGCCAAGAUAGUGACGAGUACCAAGACGGCCAUUAUCGAGGCGCAAAAGUACACAUCGACGCUCGUAGUGAACGACUUGCCGCACUGAUCGGGGCGGCCAGGGGACUCCAGUGAAAAGGGUGAAGGGGGCGGGAGGACGAUAUUUAUGGCUCAUCUGUGGUUGUAUGUGUGUUUGCAAGGUGUAAGCGCCACUCCAAACAAAAAUACUGUAUUUUGGCGGCAGCGCAACGCUCGUUUAUCUUGAUUAAACACAAAAACCAAAAACGAAUACGUAUUCGAUAUUAAAAUUUAUGUGGCGCCUGUGCUAAUUGACUGCCACCACCCACCAACCUACUCCCUAUGUCUCGUUUUGCGAGGAGGUCCUUCCUGCCCAUUAAAAUUCAUAAUUUCACUUCUUUAUACCAUUCUGUAUUUUGUGUUCUUCGAAUGUGGCCUUUACUGAAGAUGGUUUUUUUUAGUUUUUUUUGAAAAUUGUUGUGCACGAACCCCAAAAUACUUAAACGAAAUUGAACUAGGAAAAUUAAAGUCUAUGAUAUAUUACGAUUUGUGUAUGUUGCUGUAUUAUAAAGUGCGUUUACAUAAUCUAAGAUGCUCAUCAUGUAUAUAACGAGAAUAAACAUACGUAUAUAAAUAUUUUACUCCCUCGA
Drosophila ananassae is the source of this 3937-nucleotide messenger RNA. RefSeq names its product phosphatidylinositol 4-phosphate 5-kinase type-1 alpha (gene sktl). Gene Ontology annotation, biological process: phosphatidylinositol metabolic process. Lineage: Eukaryota; Metazoa; Arthropoda; Insecta; Diptera; Drosophilidae. Gene Ontology annotation, molecular function: phosphatidylinositol kinase activity. The transcript has 2 exons. The coding region runs from base 973 to 3378 and encodes 801 amino acids. The record is from RefSeq and is a predicted model, not a curated record.